AUGGCAUCAAUACACAGUAUUCCGAUUGAGGUUCUCGACUUAAUUUACAGGAAACUCGACGUCAAGGACAGCGUCAGACUUGGGCGCUGCUGCAAGUCUCUCUAUGCGUCUUUGAUUCCUGAGAUUUACAAGAGCGUCAAAGACGACGUGAGGGUCAUGCUCUGGGCUGCCCACUGGGGAGAAUUGGGCACACUCAAGAAACUCGAGGGCGCCAACUUCGAGAAGACCUGGAAUAAAGAAUUGGUGCAUGACCAUACUGGGCUGACGAAUAUUUCCAGCCAUUAUUCCCAGUCUAGUGAGCCCACUGUUCAAAACAGCGUACAACAGGUUGCCCGAGUAACACGCCCGCGUAUCUUUCCCGAAAAGGUAUACGCAGAAAUCACUUGCACCACGCUCCAUGUGGCUGCUAGCAAGGGCCAUCUUGAAGUCAUCAACUUUCUUUUAGACAAGCAUAUUGAUAUCAAUGCAUUGGGCGAGGACUCUAAUUGGGCCAAUAGUCAGAUUGACAUUGUGCACAGCAGUCUAUUGCCACACAAUCUCAGCGAAUACAAUAAGACUGGUAAAUGGACACCGCUUCACUUUGCCAUCUGUAAUCGCCAUCUGGAGCCGGCGAAGCAGCUCAUGUCUCAGGGGUCUUCAAUUCGCGUCGGUAAACGAUCUAUCACUUCCGAUAGACGACGAUAUCCAACAGCUCUGCACAGCGCUGCGGCGGCUGGCUGUCGAUUAGUUCUUUCUGCAGUAGUUGGCCACUUCUUGCCCGAGAUUGGGGACAUUGACCUGGUUGAUGACAAGGGGUAUACAGCCCUUAUUUGGGCGUUCAAGUACAGAAAUUGGGACGCAUUUGAAUUCCUGCUUGGCUACGGCGCCAACAUGGCUCGUGCUGUUGAUAUGGGGACAUCAAUGAUUCAAAUCUCAUGCAAAUCAUUAGAUGUCGAUGCAGUUCUCUUCUUGCUUAGAGUAGGUAAGGGUGAGGCCCUACCAAUCCGACAUAUCACGCUGGCUUUGCAUAACCUCAUCCGCUCGUUUUGCGCAGUGUGGCAUCCAGGCGGGGGAGAUCUCAUCCCAGAGCGCGAGGCGAAGGUUGAAUCCAUUAUCAGGAUCCUCUUGACACGAGGAGCCCAGAUCCAGCCUCCAAUGGAUCCUUUCACCUCUUUCCAACUUCCCUUGGUUGCCAUGGCGAGGUGCUGUCGGUCUGGUAUUAUCAGGAUAUUGCUCAAUCACGGUGCAAACAUUAACGCCCAUCAGAUUGAUGGUUUGACGGCACUCCACGCGGCGUGUUCUGCAAUCGCCCAGGAGCCAAUGUCACGAGUGUUGGCGACUGUCAAAUUUCUCCUGCAGCGAGGAGCCUCGCUCCAAAACACAAGUCCCGGCCCAACAGUAUUUGAUCAUCUCUUUCAAGCCCUAUACUGGUGCUACUCUAAUCAACGCGAUCCUGGUGGGGGUGUUGCAUACUUGCUCCAUAUAUUGUUGGAUUACGGUCUCAAACGUGGUACUGUACGGCCCAGCUGUCUGGAUCAAUUUUUGGACUACUUUCGAAUCAAUCGGUUCGAUUGUUGUAGAAUCCUGGCCAGGCACGGGGCUAUAGUACCCAAGCCGACACUCGAAUUCAUGAUUAUGCACGCCAUCCAGGAUGGUGAUGCCGGGGUAUUAAGGUUCGUCUUUUCCCUGGAUGGCGCCGACGGUAGUCUCGUAACGGACGCCGUGAUGAACGCCGUGAUGGAGCAGGCUUCCAGCUGGAGGAGAAACGAGAUGAUUGCCUUCUUGCGAGGCAUUGACACAAGACGUGCUAGGUAG
Molecule: messenger RNA, 1794 nt
Organism: Pestalotiopsis fici W106-1
Lineage: Eukaryota; Fungi; Ascomycota; Sordariomycetes; Amphisphaeriales; Sporocadaceae
Exons: 3
Coding region: 1-1794 (597 amino acids)
Molecular function (GO): protein binding
Source: RefSeq, a predicted model, not a curated record